UAACUUAAUUCACGGACUGAAACCGGUGAUGGUGAUGGUGCUGGUUCAGAUAAUCACUGUGGGGCUUAAUUUAUUAUUCAAGUUAGCUACCAAGGAUGGCAUGAACCAGCAAAUCUUGGUUACUUACCGAUGCUUCUUCGCAACCAUUUUCAUGGCUCCCCUUGCUUUCUUCGUCGAAAGAAAUAGCAGACCACAGUUGACGUGGAUGGUCACCUUCCAAGCAUUCCUUUGUGGCUUAUUUGGGGGACCGAUGUCUCAGAACUUAUACGUGGCAUGCUUAAGGUUAACAUCAGUGACAUUUGCAAUGGCCAUAACAAACCUUAUUCCAGCCAUAACCUACAUUAUGGCUGCAACUUUUGGUUUGGAGAGAUUGGGGAUCCGGACUCUAGCAGGGAAAGCAAAGCUGGUAGGGACUGCUAUAGGCAUAGGAGGAGCAAUGGUGUUGACCUUCUACAAAGGGGUAGAGAUCAACAUUUGGUCAACUAAAAUUGACAUUACCCGUGGAUUUGGGAGCAGAACCUCCGCAUCAGCAUCACACACUGGUAAUUUCAUGAAAUUUUGCUAUUACACUUGUAGCAGAAAUGUUCCUGCUAUCUCACUUGCAGCCAAGGAAAUGGACUCUUAA
Messenger RNA from Telopea speciosissima, 625 nucleotides. RefSeq names its product WAT1-related protein At1g25270-like. Gene Ontology annotation, cellular component: plasma membrane. The transcript has 5 exons. NCBI's taxonomy places the organism in Eukaryota, Viridiplantae, Streptophyta, Magnoliopsida, Proteales, Proteaceae. Gene Ontology annotation, molecular function: transmembrane transporter activity. The coding region runs from base 29 to 625 and encodes 198 amino acids. The record is from RefSeq and is a predicted model, not a curated record.